Molecule: messenger RNA, 567 nt
Organism: Dendronephthya gigantea
Lineage: Eukaryota; Metazoa; Cnidaria; Anthozoa; Malacalcyonacea; Nephtheidae
Product: 60S ribosomal protein L28-like
Exons: 5
Coding region: 16-507 (163 amino acids)
Biological process (GO): translation
Cellular component (GO): cytosolic large ribosomal subunit; ribosome
Molecular function (GO): structural constituent of ribosome
Source: RefSeq, a predicted model, not a curated record
GACGUCAUAUUACACAUGCGCAAUACUUCUCUCUUUCUCUUUACUCGUGUUUUGCCAACUGAAAGAGGUAGAAUUUUAUUUCGUGGUAUCAGGAUGUCGGCAAGUUUGCAGUGGUCUAUAAUAAGGAACAAUUCCUCUUUCCUAGUGAAGAGUCUUGGUAACACUUUUACCAAGGAACCCAACAAUCUCACUGGGAAAAAUGCAUUUAAGUACAAUGGUCUUGUGAACAAGAAGGUGGUUGGUGUCAAGCCCAGUCCAGAUGGGAAAGGUGUCUUGCUAGUUACCAAGAAAAAGCGAGGUCACAAUAAGCCAUGCUCUAACUUAGUUUCAACAAAACUGAGUACAAAUAGCCGAGCUACAUUGAAGAGCCUGAGAAAUGCUUGCAGUAAGAGUCACUAUCGUGGUGAUUUGGAAGAUGCUGCUGUGCGUCGGGCAUCUGCAAUCAUCAGAAGCCAGAGACCCACUGCUGCUGUUCAGAAAAGACGUACCCGAAAGAAGCAAACUUAGAUCUUAAACAUUUGGUAAUUGAUGUGCAGUGGUAAAUAAAUGCUUCACUUCUUCUAUGAA